Penicillium canescens is the source of this 4068-nucleotide messenger RNA. RefSeq lists its product as uncharacterized. NCBI's taxonomy places the organism in Eukaryota, Fungi, Ascomycota, Eurotiomycetes, Eurotiales, Aspergillaceae. Gene Ontology annotation, molecular function: nucleic acid binding; zinc ion binding; catalytic activity. The coding region runs from base 1 to 4068 and encodes 1355 amino acids. The transcript is spliced from 5 exons. The record is from RefSeq and is a predicted model, not a curated record.
AUGGCGGGACGGACCGCGAUGCGAACCCCUGAACCGCCCGACCGUGACGACGAACGCGAAGAUUCACCGCCACGAUUGUCGAGGCCGAGACGCACUACCCGACCACCCAGUAAUCAUGCUCGGGAUCAAGAGAUCGACAACCAGCAGAGAACGACACGGUCUCAACUGAGAAAGAAAACCCAAGACAAGCCAGUAACCCAACGUAACGCGGUCACUUCGGACGACUCCGCAACGGAGAGCGAGUACCUCAACGUCGCCGCACUCAAAGAGCUUCAGAAGGUUAAAGAAGAAUUUAGUGUUGCCCUUGCCGAAGUCCGACAGGAGCUACAGACCCAGACAGAUAGACCUUCGACACCGCAAUCCCACGUGGAGGCAUGCGCUCAGAAUAGCCACGAUGAGAUCCUCCGCGAGAUUCAAUCCUUGCGCGAUGCCAUCAGCCCUUCCGUUGCCACUGGCUCCCCGUCCUAUGCAGAUAUCGCCCGUACUCCUCCACUCAGUCACCCGAGCAACAUACGGACGCUCUCGACGUCGAAUACAACACCGACCACUUUCACCGACACGUUGUAUUGCACAAUAGAUACCUUGAAAAUGGCAGAAAAUGAAAACGAGAGGAUUUCCGCAGGCCCAAUCCGGACGGCGGUCGAGAGAGAGAUUCGGACGAUGGAAGGCCACACGCACUGGCGCUCGUGCCGCGACGAAGAUGAACACCAGCUGGUCAAGAAAGUGGCGGAAGCAAAGAUCGGCGCGGGAGCCCGGGUACUCCGUGACGAGCUCUACCCGAUCAAAGUUGACAGCGUCAACAAGGCCGCCGUGCUAGAUGAAAAAGAUGAGAUCCGAGCCGAAGCCGCAGCAGCCUUGAGCGAAGAGAAUGAAGCUACCGUGGCUAAGAUCGCAUGGCUUAGCAGAAAGGAUAGUGCGAAGGCAUAUGGGUCCAUGGUCGUUUACCUGACUAAAGGCACUGACGCACGGAGGCUUCUGGCUGACGGGUUCUUUCAUGCUGGAGGAGAAUCUGGCGUGACAAGUACCUUCGAGUAUCGACCUCGACCGAUGCAAUGUUACAAUUGCCAGAAAAUUGGACACAAGGCAUUCCAGUGCAAGAACACCCAGAAAUACGCCAAGUGCGCCGCGGAGGGCCACCGCCACAGUCGCUGCGACCAAACGGUUCCGAACGUUCGAAUCAUUCAACUGAAUGUGAGGAAACAGGGAGCAGUGCAUGACAGUAUGAUGAGCGAUGAAGAGACCCGGGACGCAGUGGCACUAGCGAUUCAGGAACCUCAAGCGAGGAGAAUCCAAGGGCGGCUCCUGACAACCCCGAUGGGACAUCACAAAUGGACCAAGAUGGUCUCCUCCACUUGGAGGGAGGGCCGAUGGGCAAUCCGAAGUAUGCUGUGGAUCAAUAGGGAUGUGGAAGCGGAGCAAGUGCCGAUCGAGUCGCCCGACCUGACCGCAGCGGUUAUCCGCCUCCCGGAGCGCCUGAUAUUUAUGGCAUCAGUCUACGUAGAGGGAGGAGAUGCCGCAGCGUUGGACGACGCAUGUGAUCGCCUCAGAAAAGCGAUCAGUAAGGUACGGCAAGAUGCGGGAACAGUGGUGGAGAUCGUGAUCGUGGGGGACUUUAACCGCCACGAUCAGCUCUGGGGAGGAGACGACGUAUCUUUAACAAGACAAGGAGAAGCGGAUCCAAUCAUCAACCUCAUGAGUGAAUUCGCUCUCUGUAGCCUGCUCAAACGAGGCACGAAGACAUGGCACGGUGGAGGGCAGAGUGGGGACUGCGAGUCCACUAUCGACCUCGUCCUGGCCUCAGCCAGCUUGACAGACUCGAUGGUCAAGUGCGCAACACACGGAACGGAGCACGGCUCGGACCACCGCGCUAUUGAGACCAUUUUCGACGCCCCAUGGCCAGCUCCACAGCACCCGGAACGACUUUUGCUGAAAAACGCGCCAUGGAAGGAAAUCAACGCGCGAAUUGCGAGCGCCUUAGCCACCACUCCUUCGGGAGGCACGGUGCAGCAGAAAACCGACCGGCUCAUGUCUGCGGUGUCGGAGGCGGUGCAUGUUUUGACGCCGAGGGCCAAACCGUCGCCACAAGCAAAGCGAUGGUGGACGGCGGACCUAACACAACUCCGUCAGAUAUACACAUAUUGGAGAAACCACGCCCGCUUGGAGCCACGAGCAGGGCGAAAGGCACCACACCUGGAAAAUAUGGCCGCAAGUGCGGCGAAACAAUACCACGAUGCUAUUCGCAAACAAAAGAAGAAGCACUGGAAUGAGUUCCUGGCGGACAACGAUAAUAUAUGGAAAGCCGCGAAAUACCUGAAGUCGGGAGAUGAUACAGCAUUCGGGAAGGUCCCACAGCUCCUCAGGGCGGAUGGAACUAUGACCGCCGAUCAUAAAGAGCAAGCGGAGGAACUACUGACCAAAUUCUUCCCGCCACUGCCGGACAGAAUUGACGAUGAAGGGACCAGGCCGCAGAGAGCGCCCGUGGAGAUGUCUGCCAUCACUAUGGAAGAGGUCGAACGGCAGCUGUUGGCGACAAAAUCUUGGAAAGCACGUGGUGAAGAUGGCCUACCAGCGAUAGUGUGGAAGAUGACGUGGCCCGUGGUCAAGCACGAGGUCCUGGAGCUAUUCCAAGCGUCGCUGGAAGAAGGCACGUUGCCUGAGCAGUGGAGACAUGCGAAGAUCAUACCGCUCAACAAACCGAACAAAGAGAACUAUACCAUUGCGAAUGCCUGGAGGCCGAUUUCCCUCCUAGCAACAUUGGGAAAGAUACUGGAAUCAGUGGUAGCAGAAAGGAUCUCACACGCGGUGGAGACGUAUGGCCUGCUUCCGACCAGCCACUUCGGGGCCCGAAAGCAGCGGUCCACGGAGCAAGCACUCCUACUCUUGCAAGAGCAAAUAUACGCGGCAUGGCGUGGCCGACGCGUCUUGAGCCUGAUCAGUUUCGACGUCAAAGGAGCCUACAAUGGGGUCUGUAAGGCACGAUUGAUCCAGAGGAUGAAAGCGCGAGGUAUACCAGAGGCUCUGCUUCGGUGGGUCGAGGCGUUCUGCUCGGAGCGAACGGCGACCAUCCAAAUCAAUGGGCAAGCAUCGGAGGCCCCAAACCUCCCACAGGCUGGACUGCCUCAGGGCUCACCCCUGGCCCCAAUCCUCUUCCUCUUCUUCAACGCAGAUCUCGUACAACGACAGAUCGACAGCCAGGGAGGAGCGAUGGCCUUCGUGGAUGACUUUACCGCGUGGGUGACCGGACUGACUGCGCAGAGCAACCGGCAAGGUAUUGAAACGAUCGUCAAUGAAGCACUCGACUGGGAAAGAAGAAGUGGAGCGACUUUUGAAGCAGAGAAAACUGCAAUUAUACACUUCGCCCCCAAGGCCCACAAAUCGGAUUCAGAGCCAUUCACCAUUAAGGGAGAGACCGUUGAACCCAGAGACCAUGUCAAGAUUCUUGGCGUCAUAAUGGAUACGAGACUCAAAUACAAGGAACACAUCGCGAGGGCAGCGUCCAAGGGACUUGAGGCGGCGAUGGAGCUUCGGCGGCUUCGGCUAUUCACCUCGUCGGUGGCCCCGGUGGUGGACUAUGCCUCCAAUGUCUGGAUGCACGCUUUCAAGAAUAAGAACAUCGGGCCGAUCAACAGAGUCCAGAGGGUAGGAGCGCAAGCGAUUGUCGGGACAUUCCUCACAGUUGCGACCAGCGUAGCGGAAGCGGAGGCUCACAUCGCCACGGUGCAACACCGGCUCUGGAGACGAGCUGCGAAGAUGUGGACGGACACGCACACUCUACCGGUAACCAAUCCACUCCGCAGGAGUACAGCUCAGAUCAAGAAGUUCAGAAGAUACCACCGUUCGCCAUUGUAUCAGGUCGCAGACGUGCUGAAAAGCAUUGAGAUGGAAACCCUGGAGACCGUCAAUCCAUUCACAUUGGCACCAUGGGAGGAACGUGUACAGGGAGAUGGUCAAGAUCUACCAGAGACACUGACCGAAACGGGCGGGGUCAUGCGGAUCGCGGUCAGCAGUUCGGCGCGGAAUGAGAUGGUAGGAUUUGGCGUGGCGAUUGAGAAGCGGCCACCUCGGUAG